This is a messenger RNA of Ceutorhynchus assimilis (cabbage seed weevil), 2497 nucleotides long. The record is from the annotation of a GenBank genome assembly. NCBI's taxonomy places the organism in Eukaryota, Metazoa, Arthropoda, Insecta, Coleoptera, Curculionidae.
AAAAAUUAUAGUCUAUUUAUGAAUGUGAGUCCUUACCUGCACUAAUAUUGCCUUUGGGAACGUAUCCUUUAAAAACUCUUGGAUAAAGUCUCGGACAUUCGGUUUUAAAUGAACUGGUAGGGAACAAGUGCCCUUUUUCCACGUACAUAAACAAAAACAGACCCAAAACUAAGCAAUUUCCUUGCAUCAUGAUUUCAAACACUUUCUGUAUAAUUUUAUCAAACACAAUUUAACAUUUUUAUCAUAAUUGCACAAAGUGGUCUGUGGGUACCAUUAAAAAAAAAAAAACGGUGUGGGUGCUCGUGAUAGCCAAUAUUUCUUAUCAAUUUAAUUAAUUUUUCCCCAGUCACAAUUUUAUUUUAUGUAGCAAAAACUAACAUUUUGAGUGGCAGUCAGCUGUUUUAGAUUAGAAGGCCACAUAUUCAAAUAAAUCGAUAAAUUAAUAAAAUCUGACAACAGUGCAUUUUUGGGCCUUUUAAAAAUGGCCUUGCGCUAAAUAAGUACUUACUUUUCAAAAUUAAGUAGCUACUGAGAAUUUUUCAAGUAUUUGUUUGCCGCUUAAAGCUUAAAUCAAAUCUAAUAAGUCAUUAAUUAUUGGUCAUAGGAUAAUAAAUAGACACUGAAUUAAUUGGUAUUUUAUUGCAACAUAUACCUUGCCCUCAUUUAAGUACCUACCUACAUUUUUUCAUGAAUCAUAUCAUAUUUGGCAAUAUCUUAUCAUAUUACUUAAGUUUUAUGUUGGCAAUACAAUGUAAAACUGUGAAUGUGCUGGAAUUUUUUACAUGGGAAAGCCUCGCGUUGCCAACUGCCAAAUAUAAUGUCAGUUAUUUAAAAAAAUGAAACAGACUUUAGAUACUCUACUCUGUUAAGUAUUGAUUAUUUGAGUACAGUCAGCUUUUUGGUGUAAGGAACAAAACAUCAUGUCCGAGUGCAAGAAAAAUGGUUUCAUAGCGGAAAACCUGCAAGAAUUAAAUACAUUAGACGACACAAUUCAAAAUCUUAUAAGACAAGCAACAAAAGCAAGAGAGUUCGCUUAUUGUCCUUACAGCAAAUUUAAAGUAGGCUCGGCAGUUUUGUGCGAUGAUGGAACCAUAUAUACUGGAUGUAACAUAGAAAACUCAGCAUUUAGUGGCGGUAUUUGUGCAGAAAGGUCAGCUUAUAGUAACGCAAUUAGUCAAGGUAAACGAAAGUUUAAAGCUGUAGCCGUAAUUGCCCAUCAAGAAAAAAAAUUUACCCCGCCUUGUGGAGUUUGCAGGCAAUUCAUGAGCGAAUUUGGUAAUGUUGAUGUCUACAUAUCCAAACCUGCAGCAGAGGAUGUUUUGUGCUUAAAUCUAGAUCAAUUACUACCAUUGCAAUUUGAAACUACCAAUCAGCAAUUUAUAUAAGUGAUAAAAAAAAACCAUAUGGAAGUUUGAAACAUUUUUUGUAGUUUUAUUUUAACAAAGAAAAGUGUAAAUUUUAACAAAGCAGAAGCUGUUUGCAAGUCUUUUUAAUCCUAAAACUAAUAAAAAAAUAUUAUUUUGAACACUUAUACAAACUAACUAAAGUGAGAUUUUUUUUUAAUAAAUAGGAAUGAUUUAGUUGAAAUUUAUUCCAAAUCAAUUUCAAGACACAUUGCAUUGAUUCCCUUUUGAAUUAGUGCUCGAGGCAGUUUGAGUUGCAGCAGUUUCUGAAGCUUGCAAUUGUCUAGCCAAAGCAAAAUCCAGUUCCUCUUGUGUUUUCUUGUUACAAGGUCCACUAUCUUGCAUGGAUAAAGCUAAGGCCCUAGCUAAAGCCUCAUCUUCACUCAUUGCUACUUGAUUUUGUUGCUGAUGUUGAUGUUGAAAGAUCCACCUUCUCUUACCACCCAUACCACUACAACUGUGAUCAGUGGUGUGUCGAUGUUUAAGGCAAAAGUUGAGCGAACACUCCUUACAUAUCACUGGAACAACUUCUUUGUUUUUGCACCUUUUAAAUGAACACUUGUUGGUGAAGACUUUUCUUCUGGACUUGGCUGGAUCACUCUGACAGUCUGAAUCUAUAUGAGUACCGACUACAUAGUCUGGAUGCAAUCCUUUUUGAACUGGAAUUGGAAUGUUGCACAGGGGGCAAAUUGGUACCUGGUUGUCUUUCUGGUAGGCUUUCUGGCAGUUGUGGGUGGUGUAUCUAUAGUGGUCCUCGCAGAAUAAUUGUUUGCAGGCGUCGCAUCGGAUGGGUAAGAAAUCCAGUUUGUUGCAGUCAGAUUUUGAGCAAUGUUUUCCUAGAUGAGGCAAUUCCAUUUUUAACAAGGUUUUUAAACGUAAUGAUGGGUUGUAAGCACAAUGAUUUGACUCGACUAUACGUGACUAUAUUAUUUAUGUGAAUAAGCAAUAGGUAGGUGAAUUGAAGGUUUUUAUUAUAAAAUUGCUAAAAUUAUUGUUCUUGAAUAUUCUAGCAUUGAAAUGAAUGAAAUCAAUGAAAUGCAAAAUUUUUAUCUACAAGAAUUUGAAAAACAUGAAUAGCCACAAUCUGACAUUUA